AUGACCGUCUGUCUCUCUGUCCGUCCGUCCCACAUUUGCGCCGUGACUCCUGCGACCCCAGAGCCGAGCGGGGCGCCCUCACAGCGGCAGGUGUUGGGGGGACGACACCCCGGCCAUGCCGAGGUGGGCAGAGCCGGCAGCCGCGGGCGCUCUGGUGCCAUGAACGGGCCGUCGGGGUCCCUCAGCGCUCGACCUGCAGCCGGCAGCGAUCGGGGAGCAGCGGGACCCCGUUCUGACGCUCCUCCUGAACCGGGACGCCAGGCGGGGGGCGCGGGAGCGACCUCAGGCCACCCUGCAGGAAUGGGGGGCCGCGUGCGCUGCCCGGCUGCCCCCCGCGAGCUCCCCGAAAUGCAGGGCGGGCGCCGCAGGCGAGGCUCGGGCUCCGGCCACACGGGCGGCACCGGGAGCGGGCGGGAGGCUGAGGCGGGAGGGUCGCUGCGGGUGCGAGACCCGCCAGGGCUGCAGAGGGGACCCUGCCUGAGGGUUCCUCGGGGGACAAAGUGUCGGGGCUCAGAGAGCCAACGGCUCGGGCAGAGACGCAGGACUGAGGUGGAGGACACGGAGGGCCACGGGGGCCACGGCCACGACGGGCCAGACACACAGCGCGUGGCCAGGCCGUGGGGGCACCCCGGAGCCGCCGCCCUGACACUGGGGGACCCCUGGACCUUCAGAACAGGGACACAAUCAGCGAGUCCCCUCGGGGGUCCCCCGACCCCCAGCAGCGUGUCCCUCGGGGGUCCCCCGACCCCCAGCAGCGUGUCCCCUCGGGGGUCCCCCCGACCCCCAGCAGCGUGUCCCCUCGGGGGGUCCCCCGACCCCCAGCAGCGUGUCCCCUCGGGGGUCCCCCCGACCCCCAGCAGCGUGUCCCUCGGGGGUCCCCCGGCCCCCAGCAGCGUGUCCCUCGGGGGUCCCCCGGCCCCCCAGCAGCGUGUCCCUCGGGGGUCCCCCGGCCCCCCAGCAGCGUGUCCCUCGGGGGUCCCCCGGCCCCCAGCAGCGUGUCCCUCGGGGGUCCCCCGGCCCCCAGCAGCGUGUCCCUCGGGGGUCCCCCGGCCCCCCAGCAGCGUGUCCCUCGGGGGUCCCCCGGCCCCCCAGCAGCGUGUCCCUCGGGGGUCCCCCGGCCCCCAGCAGCGUGUCCCCUCGGGGGUCCCCCCGACCCCCAGCAGCGUGUCCCUCGGGGGUCCCCCGGCCCCCCAGCAGCGUGUCCCUCGGGGGUCCCCCGGCCCCCCAGCAGCGUGUCCCUCGGGGGUCCCCCGGCCCCCCAGCAGCGAGUCCCCUCGGGGGGUCCCCCCGACCCCCAGCAGCGAGUCCCCUCGGGGGUCCCCCCGACCCCCAGCAGCGUGUCCCCUCGGGGGUCCCCCCGACCCCCAGCAGCGUGUCCCCUCGGGGGUCCCCCCGACCCCCAGCAGCGUGUCCCCUCGGGGGUCCCCCCGACCCCCAGCAGCGUGUCCCCUCGGGGGUCCCCCCGACCCCCAGCAGCGUGUCCCCUCGGGGGUCCCCCGGCCCCCAGCAGCGUGUCCCCUCGGGGGUCCCCCGGCCCCCAGCAGCGUGUCCCCUCGGGGGUCCCCCGGCCCCCCAGCAGCGUGUCCCCUCGGGGGUCCCCCGGUCCCCAGCAGCGUGUCCCCUCGGGGGUCCCCCCGACCCCCAGCAGCGUGUCCCCUCGGGGGUCCCCCCGACCCCCAGCAGCGAGUCCCCUCGGGGGUCCCCCGGCCCCCCAGCAGCGUGUCCCUCGGGGGUCCCCCGGCCCCCAGCAGCGUGUCCCUCGGGGGUCCCCCGGCCCCCAGCAGCGUGUCCCUCGGGGGUCCCCCGGCCCCCCAGCAGCGUGUCCCUCGGGGGUCCCCCGGCCCCCCAGCAGCGUGUCCCUCGGGGGUCCCCCGGCCCCCCAGCAGCGUGUCCCCUCGGGGGGUCCCCCGGCCCCCCAGCAGCGUGUCCCUCGGGGGUCCCCCGGCCCCCCAGCAGCGUGUCCCCUCGGGGGGUCCCCCGGCCCCCCAGCAGCGUGUCCCUCGGGGGUCCCCCGGCCCCCCAGCAGCGUGUCCCCUCGGGGGGUCCCCCGACCCCCAGCAGCGUGUCCCCUCGGGGGUCCCCCCGACCCCCAGCAGCGUGUCCCCUCGGGGGGUCCCCGGCCCCCAGCAGCAUGUCCCCUCGGGGUCCCCGGGGGCCCCCCAAACCCCGUCCUGA
This is a messenger RNA of Cavia porcellus (domestic guinea pig), 2175 nucleotides long. RefSeq names its product basic proline-rich protein-like. The transcript is spliced from 4 exons. The coding region runs from base 1 to 2175 and encodes 724 amino acids. The record is from RefSeq and is a predicted model, not a curated record. NCBI's taxonomy places the organism in Eukaryota, Metazoa, Chordata, Mammalia, Rodentia, Caviidae.